AAAAGGGUCCGGGUGGGAAUCAGGGACCCGCCCCCAGGGUUCCGGGGGUGGGCAUACAAUGUGAUGGCGCUGCUGCUGUCCUCGGUGGGGCUGUGCUGCCGCCGGUGUCGGGGGCUCCUUCUCGGGGCCUCCCCCCGCCGCUCCUUCCUGCUGCUGGCGGUCGCCCCGCCACAGCCAAGCCCGGCUGGCCCGGGGUAUUCUGGGCGGGGCCCGGGUCUCCCCCCCCAGUGGCGCCCCUACAGCAGCAGCGGGGGCGGCGGGGAGUGGGAGCGGGGCGGCGGGGUCCGGAGGCGGAGCGUGGUGGUGGUGGGGGUCCCCAACCCCUUGGUCUGGCUCCGGACCCGCCUCUACUUCUUCCUCAUCCGCGCCUACUUCGACCAGGAGUUCAGCGCCCAGGAGUUCACCCAAGGGGCCAAGCAGGCCUUUGCUCAUGUUUCAAGACUAAUUUCGCAUUGUAAAUAUGAUCUCCUGGAGGAGCUUGUCUCAAAAGAGAUGAUACAGAUGCUGAAAGAGAAGCUUUCUUCGCUGUCAGAAAAUCACAGAAGUGCCCUGGCUGCUGACAUGGAUGAAAUAAUGUACACAACAGCAGGAGACGUUGGCAUUUACUACGAUGACAGUGGAAGAAAGUUUGUUAGCAUCUUGAUGCGGUUCUGGUACUUGACUAGCGCUGACCUUCCUGAUGAGACUCCAGAUGGAACCAAAGUAUUCCAGGUUGUCUUUGGAGAUGAAACAACAAAAGAAACAAAGCGUCUUUUAACGGCAAAUUAUGAGUUCCGAAGAGAAUUUACACAAGGCGUGAAACCUGACUGGACAAUUACUCGAAUUGAACAUCCAAAGCUAUUAGAAUAAGUUCACUGGACACAGACUUUCACACACACAAAAAAAGUAAAUCAGCUAACUGGUGUAUCAAAUGGACAUCUCAACAUAUGUGUGCCACAGUUUUUUGUGGACUACUUUUGUACUUCUUAAUUAUCUAAGCAUGGUCUUGCUACAAAGCAUAAAAUAAAUUUUGUUUCCACCAGA
Sceloporus undulatus (fence lizard) is the source of this 1023-nucleotide messenger RNA. It is a transcript of the gene MAIP1, whose product is annotated as matrix AAA peptidase interacting protein 1. NCBI's taxonomy places the organism in Eukaryota, Metazoa, Chordata, Lepidosauria, Squamata, Phrynosomatidae. Gene Ontology annotation, molecular function: ribosome binding. Gene Ontology annotation, cellular component: mitochondrial inner membrane. Gene Ontology annotation, biological process: inner mitochondrial membrane organization; protein insertion into mitochondrial inner membrane from matrix. The record is from RefSeq and is a predicted model, not a curated record.